GAUAAUCAACAUUCAAGUAGAUCGUCUUAAAAAACGCUCUGUCCUUUCCAUCCCGUCAGAUGAUGAAGGGUUGUGUUGCGCAAAAGCAAUCGUAUAUGCCCUAGCUUAUCUUGAGCAAGACAAGUCAGCGCUUAAUUCUCUACGGGAUCGGAGACGAUCUGUUCUAAUGCUACGAGCUCAAGAAUUACACAAGUGUGCUGGAGUUCCUCUUGGUCCUUGUACAUACACUGAAAUCUGCACAUUUGAAAAUCAUCUAAAUAUACAAAUCGUAGUAAUAAGCAGUGAAAAUUUAAAUAAAGUCUCGUAUAAAGGAAGAUAUCGAACUCGUCGCAUUAAUUUGUGGCAACACAAUGGCCAUUUUGAUGUCAUUACAAAUUUACACGGUUUUUAUGGUUCGAAAAACUAUUGCGAAAAUUGUGAAAAGCCAUAUGACCGUCCAGAAGAUCACAGGUGUGACAAUAUGUGCCAUGUCUGCCUAAGAUUUCAAUGCGUUCCAGCAUUGCCUAAAAGAUGUAAAGAUUGUGAUCGCCUCUGUCAAUCUGAGGACUGCUUUGCAGCGCAUAAAGCCGUCACAGGUAGACAAGAGCAUUCAGUAUGCGAUAGGAUGUAUCAGUGCAGACAAUGCUCAAAAGUUAUCAUGCGACGGCAGUGUCCUAAAAUUUUACAUCGUUGCGGGACUAUCAAAUGCCCUUCGUGUAAAGAGUAUGUUAUAGCGUCAGAACAUCAUUGUUUCUUACAACUCAUUUCUGCGAAAAGUCCAUCCGAUAAAUUAAUUUUCUUUGAUUUCGAAACUGACCAAUCAUCAGGGGAACACAUCGUAAACUUUGCUGUAGCGCAGUACAAAGAUGGCCAAGAGAAAAUAUUUAAAGGAUACGAAGCAUGUCAUGAAUUCUGCUCUUGGCUGUUUACAACAGUGCACAAAAAUUACACUGUUAUUGCACACAAUAUGAAGGGAUUUGACGGUCAGUUUAUAAUGGCAUGGCUUUUAGAACAGGGUACGGCACCUGAAGUAAUCCCUAAUGGCUCUAAAGUGAUGGUAAUCACCCAUACCGCCCUCAACAUAAAACUUAUUGAUUCUUUUAAUUUCCUGCCGAUGGCUCUCUCAAAGCUGCCUGCUUGUUUCGGCCUUACAGAACUAAAAAAAGGAUAUUUUCCGCACCUUUUCAACAAGAAAGAAAAUCAAAAUUAUGUGGGAUUUUUACCUGAGCCUAAGUACUACAAUCCUGAUUGUAUGACUAGUGCGGUGCGAACCUCCUUUUUGGAAUGGCAUAAAGAACACGAGAAGGAUGUAUUUGAUUUCCAAGAAGAAAUUCUCACGUAUUGCCGGUUUGUAUCAACAAUCUAUUUCUAA
Messenger RNA from Stegodyphus dumicola, 1351 nucleotides. RefSeq lists its product as uncharacterized. Lineage: Eukaryota; Metazoa; Arthropoda; Arachnida; Araneae; Eresidae. The record is from RefSeq and is a predicted model, not a curated record.